CAAUUUAUAUCAUAUUAGCGCGCUCCAAAAAUGAAAGGAGACGCUGAAGCUACGUUAUCGGCAGUGGCGUCGAACCAUCCCGAGUUUACAACCCUGGUCGAUGGAAUAAAGCAUUACCUGGAAGUUAAGUACUACCAUGAAUUAACAAACGCUUUGAUCGAACUUGUGAACUCACCAAACAUAGCCUGUGAUGACAAAAUCAGGGUGUUUGAAGUCAUUGUGCAUCCCAUUAAGGACUCACUCAACAAACUGAGGUUCGCACAAAUACUGGCAACAUGUUCAGAAAAUCUAGACUCAAAGGUGGCAUUAGAACACCUUUGUAAGUACGACUCAUUCCUAGAAAAUGAACUAGAAGCGCAUAUAAUGCACCAAAUCGCAAAGGCACAUCACAUGGUUAAGUCAAAUCAAAUCAAGGACUGUGACCAAUUACUCAAUGAUAUCAAGGAGAAAGUAGAAGCACACUUGAAUAUAGACAUAUCAGUGCACGCAGCCUACCAUAAAGCUGCAGCACAACUGCACAAGGCAACUAAAAACUUCUCGCUGUGCUACCAGGAGUGGAUCAUGUACCUAGCGUACACUAGUCUGAACGAUAUACCAGAAAGUGAAAGGAAAAACAUCGCCAUGGAAAUUACAAUCUGUGCUGUAAUAGCAGAAGAUAGCUUCGGAUUUGGUGAACUUAUACACCAACCGAUUAUAGAAGCAUACCUCAAGGAAGGUGAACAUCAAUGGUUAUACGAUCUGUUGCAAAUAUUCAACGAAGGGCAAUUAAACCAGUUUGACGACGCCAUGGAACGAUAUCGCGGACAAAUAUUGCAUACAGAACUUGCCGGUAAAGAGCCACAACUAAGGCAUAAAUUGACCCUGAUAUCACUACUUAACCUCGCUUUCAGUAAACCCAGUAAGCAGAGGACACUGCAUUUCCAGGAUAUUGCUCAACACUGUGCAAUUCCCUUGUACCAAGUAGAACCCCUAGUACUCAGAGCACUGGCACUCAAGUUAAUCAAAGGCCAUAUCGACCAGCUACAGCAAACAGUAAACAUCACCUGGCUACAGCCCAGGAUACUGGAUAUGACAAAAUUGCAAAACCUGACUGCGAAACUACAAGAUUGGAUUGAAGCGACUAAUAACAUAGUCAUUAACCUAGAAACAAUGACGAACACAGAAGCUUAGCUAAUGCUAAUAUUUCA
Molecule: messenger RNA, 1187 nt
Organism: Babesia bovis T2Bo
Lineage: Eukaryota; Apicomplexa; Aconoidasida; Piroplasmida; Babesiidae
Product: PCI/PINT 26S proteasome regulatory subunit family protein
Exons: 6
Coding region: 31-1170 (379 amino acids)
Biological process (GO): ubiquitin-dependent protein catabolic process
Cellular component (GO): nucleus; proteasome regulatory particle, lid subcomplex; cytosol
Molecular function (GO): structural molecule activity
Source: RefSeq, a predicted model, not a curated record